Molecule: messenger RNA, 334 nt
Organism: Oppiella nova
Lineage: Eukaryota; Metazoa; Arthropoda; Arachnida; Sarcoptiformes; Oppiidae
Source: the annotation of a GenBank genome assembly
GUGGCCGUGGAGUUGGCCUACAGUACCGCCAAAGCAGGUACUGAACAUUUGAUCAGAAUACUGGCGCUCGAGUUGGGAUCCAAACAAAUCCGAGUCAACACAGUCAAUGUGGGUGCUAUUACUCCGGACGGACAGCCCGAUGGUAACCCUAUUCUAGCUCACAUGCAGUCAAAAGCACCAUUGGCUCGAUUAGGUGUACCCCUGGAUGUGGCCAAAGGUGUGAUAUUCCUGUCAUCGAGUGAUGCCGAUUAUAUUACCGGGGUUAAUCUAGUGGUUGAUGGUGGCAUUAUCUACAACUACCCUCCUUAUUUCAAUUAAAUUAAAUUAACUAUGC